This is a messenger RNA of Mizuhopecten yessoensis (Yesso scallop), 5985 nucleotides long. RefSeq names its product FK506-binding protein 15-like. The coding region runs from base 52 to 3897 and encodes 1281 amino acids. The transcript has 31 exons. NCBI's taxonomy places the organism in Eukaryota, Metazoa, Mollusca, Bivalvia, Pectinida, Pectinidae. Gene Ontology annotation, molecular function: peptidyl-prolyl cis-trans isomerase activity. The record is from RefSeq and is a predicted model, not a curated record.
UCAUGACUUCCGGAAGAAAAGACACUUCUGUACCAGUACAAAUGUUUCAAGAUGUUUUUCAAUGCAGAUGAUGAUGAACAAGACUUUUUAUCGUCAUCAGGAGGGUCGAAGCUUGCUUCUCUCUUUGGAGUGGACAAAGCCAGCAACCAAGGAGGCAAUGAGUCCUUGAAAUACACAGCUCCAAAACAACCCAAGAAAAAAGAAGCUCCAAAUCAGCCAGGAGGCAGUCAAGCUGCUGUCACCUUCGCCACAGCAGUCCAUGCAUAUAAAUAUGUUGAUGGCCAGUAUGCCAGUCAGGGAAAACUUGGUGCUGCAAUUCUGGGCAGUCCUGCCUCACAGGAUUACAGAGUUUUGUUGUACGUCAGUAAACAACAACAGGUGACCAACGUGAGGAUUACACCGGCCUUUGUCUUCACGAUACAAGCCAACAACUAUGCAAGUUUUUAUGACGAUGCCAGACAGAGCUGGUCCCUCAUGUUUGACAGUGAAGAGAACUCGGAAAAGUUUGCUAAACAGGUGGGUUUGGCCAGAGCCAAUAGUACUGGGACAUCCUUAGACAGUGUUGUGACACAGGACCUCCAUCUGGGCGAUGGGGGGCCACUGGAAACCGGUGACCUUGUAGAAGUCAAGUACACAGGCUGGUUACUUACCAAUGGUACCUUCGGACAGGAAUUUGAUAGCAACGUGAAAACAGAAAAACAAUUUAAGUUCAAAAUUGGCAAAGGCAAAGUGAUAAAGGGUUGGGACAUGGGAGUGUUGGGGAUGAAGAAGGGAUCAAAGCGCCUCCUGGUGGUGCCUCCUGCUCUAGGCUACGGAAGUCAAGGGGCUGGCAACAAGAUCCCGCCAAACUCUACGCUCAUAUUUGAAGUGUCUGCUGUAAGGGUAAAAUUAGCCAAAGGUGAAUCACCGAAGCCCUCACCUGCCCCGACUCCAGAGCCCGUACCAACACAUAAUAGCACACCUAGCCCUGCACCCUCUGACCCAGAGCUUGACGACUCCACCGUGAAAGGGAGGACAAAGUCUAUUACAGAACAAAUGUCCCACCAGGGUGGGAGUAAAAGUGACAAGGCUAACCUGAUUUCUCGGAUGGCUAAGAUGGGUAAACCCAUGUUGCCCCUACAGGGUGCAGUAGCUGUUGAGCCUGAUAGUGAUGAGGAGGAACCAGUCCCUGAGUCACCUAAGCCAGUGGCAGUGACAGCUGCCCCAGUAACAGUCCAGGCCCCGCAUCAUGCAGCCACUAAGCCACCAGUAGUGGCCAAACCUGUGGCACAACAGCCAGUGGCAGCGCAGAUGGACUACACGCAGACAGCAACGGCUCCUGUUACCACCAAUCCCAUGAUGCAUCAGCCAGCCUUUAUGCCCCCACCUGGCCACCAGAUGGCACUUUACCAGUCACCACAAUCACUCCUACAACAGCAACAGGCCGCUUUUCUACAACAACAACAACUGUUACAGCAACAAGCAUCGUUCCAGCCUCCAGUAUCUUCGGCCUUCCCACCUGGGGUCUACCCAGGUGCACCACCCUUCCCUGCCGCUGCUCCUGUCAAUCAAUCUGAUGCGGCCACGCCCAUGUUGCUAUCGGAGACAAGGCAACAGAAUACAGAACUGAGGCUGGCCGUGGGAAAGAUGGCCGACAAGGUUGACACUAUAAUGCAGAAGAUGGAUCACUUACAGACACAGCAGUCUGGGGCCCUCGCGCUCCAGUCAUCUGCACCCAACAUGGAGGCAUCAGUACUCAUGCACAAUGUACAGCGCAUUGUACAGGAAAAUGAAAGAUUACGAAAGGAGGGGUAUGAGAUGAAUUCCCGAAUUGAAGCUCAAAAUAACAAAAUAUCUGAACUCCUACAGAGCAACCAAAUGUUUGUUGAAAAGAGUCAGACAUUACUAGAACAGAGGAAUGAGGGGUUUAAGACGACGGCAACCACGUCCCAGGCCAAGGUGCUUUCACUGGAGCAGGAGAAGGUUCAACUGGCUACACAGUUGAAUGUGGCAACAUCCCAGCUGGGGACGUUACAACUGGAGAUCGCAGGGAUGAGGAAGAAGGAGAUGGAACUACAACAGAAGCUGGGAUCAUCAUCAAAUGACUACAAGAAAAAUACAGAGGAGCUGGACAGCCUUCAGGCACAACAUACAGAGGAUGAAGAAAGAAUCCAGAAACUGUCAUCAAACCUGAGGGAGGAGAAACAGAGGAGAAAAGAAAGUGACAAUAAACUGUCUCACCUUACAGAGGAGCUCGCUGACCUCCGAGUCACCGCAGAAAGUCUUGAGAAGAAUCUAGGGGAUAGAAAGAAAAACGCAGCUGGAGAGAGGAGGAAAAUGGAGGAAGAAAUGGAAGAAAGCAAGCUACAAUUUGAGCAAGAGAUCCAGACUUUGAGGGAGAAGCUGAGGCGACAGAAAACCUCGACAGAUGCAGCCAAGGCCGAGCAGGUGUCCAAACUGGAGGAGGAGAUUGGGGAGGAGUGGAAGGCCAAGUCAGAAAAACAGCUGGCAGCCGCUCAGGACAGACAUGCCAGAGUUCUUCAGGGUGUGAAGGAAGAAAAGGAGGAACUAGAACAAAAAGUCACAGAGUUGGAGUCAAAGAUUCAGAGUCUGCGGACAUCAUCAGGAGGAUCCGAGGAACGUAUCAUGAACCUUCAGGAUCAGCUGGAUGAUAUGACUGGCUGGAAGAACAAGUAUGACUCUCUACGAGACCAGGCCGGUGCUAUGAGAGACAAGUAUGAGGCCCGUAUAUCUGAGGUGGAGGAGGAGCGGGACGGCCUGGCCAGUCAGCGAGACGGCCUGGCCAGUCAGCGAGACCAGUUGUCAGAGCAAGUAGCCACGUUACGGAAGCAAGGAGCAUCACCAGCGCCGUCUGGUGGGAGCAGCAAUGUAUCGGUCAUCACAGAGGUUAAGAAGAUAAUGAACUCUGUAUAUCAACAACUUCGAGGCCAGUUUACAGCCGAGGGGAAUUAUUCUGGUGCAGACAUCCUAGCCGCCAUACUUGAGGCUAUCAAAUCAACAACUCUAAAACUAGUCCAGCAACAGUCACAGGGACCAUCGGCAGAGGAGGAGGAGGAGGAAGAAGAAGAUGAUGAAGAGGAACUGGAGGAUAGUGAAGAGGAGGAAGAGGAGGAAGAGGAGGAAGCAGAAGAUAAAGCAUCCCCACACCCUACCACAGAAACAGCAGAGCCUCCUGCGGAGAAAGAGACAGCAGCAACUGUACAGAGUGCAGAAAAACAGGACCCUUCAGAAGAAAGUGAGGAAAGUGAUGAUUUUGAUGAGGAAGAGGGAGAAACACUUCCAGAUUUGCCAGAAGUACCCAAGGUUGCUGAUGAUAAUAAGAGUUUACCUAUUGAGGACCCUACAGUAGAGCCUCAGCCUCAAAAAACAGAGGAGAGUUCCCAAAGUGUAGAUAACUCAGGGUUAGAAGCAAUGGAGAGUAAACAAGGGGAAGAUAACUCUGAUAAACAACAGGAUAGUGAACCGGUGAAACAAGGGGUAGAUAACUCUAAUGAACAACAGGAUAGUGAACCAGUGAUAGAACAAAGUGUUACAGAAAAUAAACCAGAGACAAAUCAUAUAGGACCAGAAAUUCCAAAAUCAGAACCAGUCAAACGGGAAUCAGAAAGUAGUGAAAUUAUACCAGCAACCUCAAGAACGCCUCCACCUUUGUUGGAUGAUGAGGAGGAGGAAGAGGAAGAAAAGGAGGAGGAUGCAGGGAAUAAACCCCUGUUCGGUGAGGACGAUACAGUAGAAGAUACCCUAGGGAUUUCCUUCAAACCAAAUACUGAUAAAGAUAAGGACAAAAAGCUACCAACAAAAAAGGACCUGGAAAAUGAUGAGGACCUGAAGCCCCAGCCUCCUCCGCCAUUGUUUGGUGAUGAUGAUGACGAUGAUGACUUGGACUGGCUCAGCUAAUGAAUGGCAAAAUAUGUAGACUGUUCUUUAAGUGCUCAUAUAUAUUACUCCAGUGAUGACUGACUUAAGCUUGUUCAACAUUAAUUUCACAAAGUGCUCAAGGGGAGGGGCAUGCUCUCCCAUGUUGAAGGCAAACAGAUACUGUAAAAGUACUUAUUUUAGCGGACUCAAAUUUUAGGGCAUUCUCAAAUUUUAACAGAUUACUGCAUUGAUGAGUUGAUGCACCCACAAUACAUGCAAUAAGAAAUUAUGUACAGAAACUUUAAUCAGUGCCGUCAUAAUUAAGCACAAUAUUUAGAGCGUGAAAAACGCAAAAAAAAUCAGAAUGCAUCUAAAAUAUGUACAUUUACAGUUAAUCAAUAACUUGUUUUUCAUUAUUUAUAUUGGACCAACCAGCAUUUCAUCACUCACUCUAGUAAUGAAGAGACCCCUGCCUUGUGUAGAAGUAUCGUGGCUGUGAUAUAGAUGUCGUAAAUGUGUAACUAGGAACGUGUUGAUGGGUCCGUCACGGUGAUGAUAGUUGUAACGGAGAUCGUUACUGUAUGCUUGUGUUGAUAUGGAGAAAUAUCAACUUACUACAUGAUGGUGUGAUUGUUGUACAGUAUAGAUAUUCAUUCUUCAGAAAUAGUUCAAGUAGAUAUCAAUAAAGUGACAGAUCAGCCAGUCAUCUUACAGGUAUCGGGAUGUAAGACAGUACGAAUGUAUUCAAGCUAUGAUCUAGCUACCAUUGAUUGGUAUGUAGAUGUAUUGUUAUAAAGAAAUGUAAUAUUACUUUGGAAAUUAAUCAACAAAACACAUUUUCAAUCACAUUCUGUGAAUUCAAAGGUCAUAGGCGACUGUUGCUUUUUUUUCCUUUCUUGGUACACUGGCAGUGAUUUCCUUUAAAACUUUUCUCUAAUUAUUUUGGAUAUGAGUGUGACAGAUUCAUAGGUCUAAGGUGAAAUUUAAAAAAAAAAAUCCAGAACAAUGUUACAGAUUUAGCAGUAUGAUACAAUGUCCACAAGGCUUUUUAAUGUAAUUUUAUAGAUAUUGAUUAAAAGACAAGAUUAGGAAAAGAUUUCAUUUGUGAAUUAGACUUUUUUUACAAGUUGUUUUUGAGGAAGCCUAUAGAUAUGUCUGUAUGUAUAAGCUAUACAAGUCGACAUACUGUACUCAGUCAAUAUUCAUGUCACUUUUGUGUAAACGUUGGAAGGUUCAAAGACAGCCAUACUAGGUUGUAUCUGAUAAAUAUUGAUACUCAAAUUGUCUGUGUGAGGAGAGGUGCUGCAAUCUGUGAGAGGAGUCGAAGUCAAUGGAACGGCCUUUGUAACAAACUUUUCCACACUGUGCCAAAAUAUAUAUAUUGUGCGACUACCCAGAUUUUGGUUUAUAAAUGAUAGUCAUCUUGUUGGAAAAUGUUUAAAAGUAUCAAGUAUUGACCCAUUCAGCAGAAUAUCAUUUGUAUUCAUUAAGUGGCAAGGAACAUUCUGCAACUUUGUCAUUUGUCAGUUUUGCACAUAAUAUUGGACCACCAUUUUCUGGUCAGAAUUAAUCAUCUUAACACUUGUUGCAUACGUUUCAAGUGUGCACCUAUUGAUCGGAAAAUAUUCAUUAUGGUUAGUUUAAUCUUUCAAUCAGCAUCUUGGGUACUGUAUAACACAACACAUUUGUGGGUAUUUUCUUUCUCAGUUUUACAUUUACUCGUAAUCUGGUCACCGACACAAACUUUCCUGGUCUGCCUGUAUGUUUGAAAAAAAGUAAAUUGUUCAUAUAUUGCCCAUACUUUAUUGGUCAUUUGACUAAGCCAAGGAAAUAAACAUCAGAAGUUUUAUGGUGAUGUCAAUUAAAAAACCCAAAUUAUCAAUUUGGCUGAUUCAGGCCCAUAGAAAGAUAAUUUGUUAUUUUUACCCAUUGAAUUUUCCUGCAUAAUAAAUAUAGAAUGAUAUAAUUGAUGACGUAAAUUUAGGUGCACCUCAUUUACAGGCUAGUAAGACCCCUGACCAGAGGCUGGUGUUAAACCAUACACUAAAACACACAUUUACAGGCUAGUAAGACCCCUGACCAGAGGCUGAUGUUAAACCAUACACUAAAAAAUACAUUUACAGGCUA